GUCAAUCGUGCUUUCAGCAGCCUUGAAAGCGCAACAAGGACAAUCAUCAUGCGAUCACUGCUAGCAAUCCUCGUGGGACUGUCCCCAGCAGCAGCGCAACAAUUCCUGGUCAAUGAGUUGAGCUUUGGUUAUAACAACAAGAUAAGUCCCAACAACGAUGGCUCCAUCCCCAGCUUCUCUCUCCAGGGCAACCCCAAUACGCCCGAGAUCCUUUCCAACAAGAUCAUCCUCACCCCACCCGCUCCAGGCAACCAACGCUCUGCCGUCUGGGCCGAUCAAGCUCUCCAGCAUAUUCAAUGGACAGCCGACGUCGACUUCCGCGCCAACGGCCCCGAACGCGCGGGCGGCAACCUGAACAUAUGGCUAGUGAAGGAUGGCGCUCAGGAUGUCGGCACUAGUUCGAUAUACACGGUCGGCAAGUUCGAGGGUCUCGCCCUGGUGAUCGACACGUACGGUGGUAGCGCGGGCAUGGUGCGCGGUUUUCUGAACGAUGGGACCAAGGACUAUAGCAAGAUCUCGGUCGACGGGCAGUCGUUUGGGCACUGCGACCACGCGUACCGCAACCUGGGGCGCCCAUCCCAGAUCAAGUUCCGGCAGACGAUGGACAACUUCAAAGUCGAGAUCGACGGGCAGCUGUGCUUCGAGAGCAAUAGGAUCAGCAUACCAGCAGGCUACAAGCUCGGUCUCACCGCUGCGAGCGCGGAUAAUCCAGACUCAUUUGAGAUCUUUAAGAUGGUCGUCAUGACGGAGAACUUCGACCCCGCGCGGGAUAAGCACACCCAGCAAGUCCUGUCGCAGGACAGCGGAAGCGCCCAAGCGCAGGACGGUGGACUUUUCGGCCAGGCCCAAGAUCCCCCUGCCGCCGCUCAGGGUGGUUCGGCAGGCUCCUCGGGCAAUUUCGACUCGGCUUUUGACGAUGAUAUUGCCGAGGCGGACGCCGGGUCUAUUACCAGCUCUGGUGCGCAGUUUGCGGACCUGCACACGCGGCUGCAGAGCGUCAACCGCCACACGUCCAGCAUCUUCCGGAAGCUGGCCAAGAACGACAUCAUCGGGGAAACGCGCCACUCGGAACUCGCAGGCCAGAUCGGUGAGCUGAAGAGCAUGCUCAGCAAGCUGAACAAGCUGGAUGACAUGGAGAAGAAGAUCUCGAGUCUUGAAGGCGAGAUCCGGAAGCUGAAGGGCGAUGUGUCUAGCAAGGUCAGCAACAUGGAACGGUCUAUCAAGAACCUGGUCUCAGACACCCACUCGACACUGAACGAGACUGUGAAAGCCCAUGCCGCGCCCGGCCACGGUCGGCUGAUCGCUGUCAUUGUUGGCAGUCAGAUUGUCAUGGCGGUGGGCUACAUUCUCUACAAGAGGAGAAAGUCGUCACCCAAGAAAUAUCUUUAAGUAAGACGAUUAUACAGGCGGUGUCACUCUGAAUAGAUCAUUAUGGGAAGUAUACACACACACACGCCCACACACCCACACACACACACACACACACACAGAGAGAGAGAGAGAGAGAGAGAGAGAGGAGGGGGGCGGGGGCGUUAUUUCAAGUACGGCGGGCCAUCUUAGAAAGAGGUUGAUGGUUAUGGGUAAGGCCCAGUGGCAAGAAGGUAGUUUUUCAUUGAUGGGGGCGCAUAUCAUGUUGUAACAAAAGUGUGAGUAACGAGCCGGCGUUUAGUAUUGGUUCACCAUUUCAGGCCUUCCCCCAGCAUUGCGAAUGAUAUGCAUUUUGG
Molecule: messenger RNA, 1724 nt
Organism: Cryphonectria parasitica EP155
Lineage: Eukaryota; Fungi; Ascomycota; Sordariomycetes; Diaporthales; Cryphonectriaceae
Product: concanavalin A-like lectin/glucanase
Exons: 2
Coding region: 49-1389 (446 amino acids)
Biological process (GO): Golgi organization; endoplasmic reticulum to Golgi vesicle-mediated transport; endoplasmic reticulum organization
Cellular component (GO): endoplasmic reticulum membrane; Golgi membrane; COPII-coated ER to Golgi transport vesicle
Molecular function (GO): D-mannose binding
Source: RefSeq, a predicted model, not a curated record